Molecule: messenger RNA, 1894 nt
Organism: Anopheles coluzzii
Lineage: Eukaryota; Metazoa; Arthropoda; Insecta; Diptera; Culicidae
Product: enhancer of split m7 protein-like
Exons: 1
Coding region: 321-1061 (246 amino acids)
Biological process (GO): regulation of neurogenesis; regulation of transcription by RNA polymerase II; anterior/posterior pattern specification
Cellular component (GO): nucleus
Molecular function (GO): RNA polymerase II cis-regulatory region sequence-specific DNA binding; DNA-binding transcription factor activity, RNA polymerase II-specific; protein dimerization activity
Source: RefSeq, a predicted model, not a curated record
AUUCGUCCGAUCAGAGAGGACAUACACACUACACAUUCUAGCAUAACGCGGUUUGGCGUUCGUCGUUUCACUGUCCUUUAACGCAAAAGUACGAGUUCGUGACGUUUGACUGCCAUCAAAACAUUGGCAGAACGAGAGAGAGAGAGAAUAUCGGUGCAUUUAAAGUGAAGUGGGUGUUUGUGUGCAUCGGAAGCAAAGUGCAUUCUUCAAGAAUUGUGCAAGUGCAAAAUCGCAGAAAAAAACCGAGCUCCAAGAGAGACUUCUCAGUGAAAGUGCCUUAGUGCAAAAGCAAACAACAAAACCACACACAGAUAUACAAAAUGGAUUACGCAAACAUGGUGUCAGAGUCGGCCGGCAUUAACGGCAAACUGCAGGCGUCGCUCGAACCACUGUCCCGCACCUACCAGUACCGGAAGGUGAUGAAGCCGAUGCUGGAGCGGAAGCGGCGCGCCCGCAUCAACCGCUGCCUCGACGAGCUGAAGGAGCUGAUGGUGUCCGCGCUGCAGUCGGAAGGCGAAAACGUGGCCAAGCUGGAGAAGGCCGACAUCCUCGAGCUGACCGUGCGCCACCUGCACAAGCUCCGCCGGCAGCAGCGCUUGGCCGCGAACCCGGUGCUCGAUGCGGACCGCUUCCGGGCCGGAUUCACCCAUGCCGCCAACGAGGUGUCGCGCUGUCUCGCCUCCACGCCCGGCGUUGACAUCAAGCUCGGCACGAAGCUGAUGACGCACCUCGGCCACCGGCUGAACGAUCUCGACAAAGUGUCCCCCCUGUCCGUGCACGUAGAGUCCAGCGGCAGCAGCAGCACCGGCAACAGUGGCAGCUCCCGCAGCCCAUCGCCUCCGAUCUCACCGUUCUCGGCCGCAUCGUCCUCGUCCGGCGAUGUCCCCAUGUACCAGAUGCCGCUGACCCCGCAGUCGUACCGCAGCGAGGAGUCGGGCCUGCUGGCACCCUCCACCACGCCGUCGCCGAACCCGAGCGAGUGCGACGACCACCACCACCACCACACCGGCGGUCUGCUCAAGAUCCAACAGUCCGGCGAAUCCGUCUGGCGGCCGUGGUAAAGCCUCCCUCUACCCGGGCCUCGCCAUCCAAACAAAACAAAACGAAAAGAAACCAAAUCUCUUCGAAUCCAUCGAUCUCACCACCCGGCACCCGGCAGUUGGAUUUUGUGCAACGACGACGACGACGACGACGACCGCGUCGUGGCACCGCGUUGGGGGGAAAACAAACAGCAAAGGAACGGUUUGCAGCUUUAAAUAGUGUUUAGGAAGUUUAGUAGUGUAGUUAAGCGGCUCAGCACGCGUUCACUUAGGCCAGUGCGUGCGAGUGUUUUUAUUUCGUAUCGGCGUGGAGCUCGAGUGAGAAGCCACCCGAUAAGGUUGUUCUUGUUGUAGUUGAAUUUGUUGCGAAGAACAAUAUUCAUUGUGAUAUUACUGUGUACACUGAGGAAGGCCAGCUCAAAGGAAACGUAACACGAAGGGCAGGAGAGUACAAGUGGCGGAGAGAGAGAGAGAGAGAGAAAGAGAGACAGUGAGCUGGCUUCCCGCUUUUUUUUCUUGUUUAGAUCUAUGCAUUUACAAAGCCCCAGUUUAGCAUUUAGAAAGCAAAGACUUGAAACGGGAGGAAAAGGGAUAGGAACAAACAGGAGCAGGAUGUACGGUUUUUUUCUUUAACUAUUUUUUUUGUGUGUUAGGAUUGUGAAGGAAAGGAGAAAAAAUUGCAAAGAUUUCCAUGAUGCAAUUGCUGUGAUUUCAAAAGGAAACAAAUCAAAAAGCCCAGUUCAAGGAGAUCGCAGCUACACGAGAUGGGACAGUGGAAGAAUGAUCAAUCUUUAAAAAAAAGAUGUUGAAGAAAAAAAAUACAUUGCUCAAACAAUGAUUCUUACAAAACAUAA